This is a messenger RNA of Cladocopium goreaui, 14496 nucleotides long. The record is from the annotation of a GenBank genome assembly. NCBI's taxonomy places the organism in Eukaryota, Dinophyceae, Suessiales, Symbiodiniaceae.
AUGCCAUCCUUCCCAUGGUGCCUAGCCUUGACUGCAUGCCUGGGGGCUGGCCCUCUCACCGCCUUAGACCUUCCAUGGAAUUGGAUGGGCUUAGAUGAUGUGGGGGGCCCCUCUGUCAGCGAUAGUGCAGCCCCGGGUCCUGAGGCGUCCUGGGAGAAAGGAGGUGAGACCCAUUCAGAGACUCGCGAAGGGUAUGCCCAUGUGUGGGGACAUUCCGUUUUCCAUUUUGAUGUCAGCUCAUGGUUCGGGCCAGCGUGGUUCAGCACCCCUCUGAAGCCAGGAUCAUUGAGCUCCUCAGGAGGCUGGGGGUUGUACUUCCUAGAUAGCUUCGGAGUUCUCACGUGUGGCGAAUUUUGGCCCUGGAUAGCCUGGGGGGUCUUAGGCUUGCUGGCUAUUACUCUCUCUGUGCUGGGCCUCUAUGUCGUUGCGUCUGUGUGUCGGCCGUUCCGGCUGCUUUGCAAAUGUUGUUGCAGGCAGACCCGUGCGGUUGCACAGGAGGUAGGAGAAUUCCUCCCGGAGCUUCAAGUUGGCGGAAGUUAUGAAGCCCUUAGACUGCGGGGGCCACACACACGGGAUGGCGUCGAUUCUGAAUUCUUCCAGAGGAGUGUGAAAGGGAGAGGGUCAGAACGAAAGCCCAAUGAUGUGGUGGUGCUCCUUGACGAGCAGGCAGCCCGGCUGAGACCUGAUUGCGAUCAUUGGCCUAGGGUUGACCGACAUGGGCUCUGGGUCCGCUUGCGAGAAGUGAAAGGUGCAUCGUCCCGCUCAUUGAGGCAAAGGCUGGAGCUGGAAGGUCGGAUCCACUUAUGUAGGGAGAGCCAAUGCCCAUUGGCUCUUGCACCGACCCCUGGAAUUCAUUGCAAGGCAUACGCUGCAAUCGAUGCCAACAGCCUAGCUGAUCUAGGGGCCUAUGCGGGGUGGUCCACCCGUCGAGUGGUGGUCCUGUUGGGAAGAUGGGUCCGGCGUGUGGGUCGGAUCCUCAGCUUGCUGUUUUACUUUGGAACUGGAUGUUUUCUCCUGAGGAGAGGCUUCAAGAGGAACAAUGCUGCUCGCCUUAUUCAGGAAGGAGAGGUAGUCAGACCACUUGACCCUGAUUCAGAAUCCGAGGCCGAGGUUAUAGAGGAUCCCUGUGAGGCAGUGCUUGUUGGUCUUGAACAUAGUGGCAAGCCGAGAGCGCUUGCUACCGACCCUUGUGCAGACCGCUCAUCGGGAGAGAGCGUCCGUCUAUUGGAGAGGGAUCGAGAGUUGUCAGAUGUCAAGGGAAGGCAGAGCGUCCGAUUGUGUGAUCAUCACCGGCAACUGUACACCGCAGCCUGCUCCGGCCGCAAAUGCAGCGUGCUGUCCUGCUACGAGCAGAUCGCAGGCGCUAAGCAAGGGGUCCCCUUGUGUAAGCACCACCUGCUCGAAAUCGGUGCAGGAACAAGGCCGCCUCGAAGGGUGAGCUGGCAAGAUGGCAGCAUGUCGCCUGAUCCAGGCACCCCCAGUGGUGACUUCCGGCAUUUCUCAGACAGAUCAGGGGACACCCCUAGGCCAGGGGCAAGAUCGCCACGGGCGCGCAGCAGCAACGCAAAACCACGGGCUGCUUCAGCCGAACCAAGGCCGUGCAGGCAGCGCCAGGCUGAAGGGAAAUUAUUCCAAGGGCCUUGCAUUGCAUUGAUCCGACCCAACAGCCUGCAGACCAGCGAAUGUGCGCCGAAGUGGCUGUCAUUCCUGGGAGAAAUCAAAGGGACCGCCCCAGACAGCAGAGCACAGGAACGGAUCGAAGUGGUUCUCCCAAGCCUCCAAGCCAAAGGGUCGGUGCUCUCGUCAAUGGUGCGUUCCGCACCCAUCGAUGAUGGUGCCGGGAGGAUAAGCCGGGCCUGGAUUGAGGAUUUCUUGACAAGCACCCAUGACGAAGCGGCCGGAAGAGGGAUCUCCGUGUUGGUCAGUUCCCUCACAGAGGAGCAAGCGACAAGCUUGAAUAUGUGGGAUGGGGAGCUCACUGAUGGAUCACCGCGUGUAAACCCACAAUUGAUGAGCAGCAUACGGACCAACUUGGCUAGGGAGAUUCUCCCCCACGCUGAUGCUUACAUGGUUGCGGAUGAGGCGGCAAGGAAGCUUAGGGAAUUUGUCACACCCCCUAGGCCGCACAAAGAACCAGCAGCAGAGGUCUCUUUGCCGGAACUCCCGCCAUUUCCAUUUCCACUGGGAGAGAGGGGCGAAGACAAGGACGCAUUCGAGGCUGCCAAGAUGGCACUUCAGGAACACGGCGGCGAAGUCGACGAGGACGUCGUUCACACUGUUGCGUCCGCGUUUGACAUUGACCCGAGCCAACUCAAAGCAGCAGUGAGCUUGCAGACAGUACCAUCCCAACUCACCGAGCCUCGAAACGCGGUCUCGGUUCAAAAGCUCUCCAGCCUUUUUCCUCAGAGCAAAAAGCCGACUGGUGGCUUAGUCAAGCCUGCAAUCGGAGGUCUUUUGGGAGAGGCUCGUGCUGGAGCAUCCUUCGGUGAGGCCCUCGGAGAAGGCAGUCAGCUUCAGCACACGGAUCGCAUCAUCCAUGCCAUUGAUGGCUUGCGCAAGGCACAAGAUGAUGACAAGAACCUCACAAAGGGAUCCCUUAGCUCCAUCAAAGAGGCUGAGAAAAUGGACGUCUUCCUUGCCAGAGGAUGCGGGACCUUGUCAAUCGAGAUCGCUCCGGGGGUCUACGGGAAAGAGUUAUUUCAUGCUGGCAAGCGGGUUGCCCAGCAUGCACGGCACAUGCUUCACACCAUACGAUGGCCUGUGCUGAUGACCAACCGACUGCUCCUGGGUGUCUCGGGGUUAUGGUGGGGCGGAUCAGAACCUUACACGCUGCACGCAAGUGACUGCGUGACUGCUCGAUCCGAGCAGUUGGAUGGUUGGCAUCCUCCAUCAGAUCAUAAAGCCGAGGCGCGAGUCAAACCACCGGGGGUGUUCAACACGUGGCUGCGAUACGCCGAAAACUCAGUCCGAGUUUUUGGAUCAUGCUAUGGGACAGAGCAUGUCCAAGAGAGACUGGAUUGUCUGCAGGCAUUGAAAGAGGCACAUGAGGAGGACGAACAUGCCUUCCCUGCCAAAUACUGUAUAGAGCUUUUUGAGGAAUUGGUGGCCGCCUGGUGCGAAGAGGUGAGAGAAAGCAGACGGAAGCUUUGUUCUCUUCUUGGCACUGAAAACCCUCGGUUGGAAGAUCUGAAGCUUUUAGCACUAGCCCCCGGGCCAAAUGGCCAAACUAACUUCCAGUUCCCUAGGGUCUGGGACCUGUCAGACCCUGACGGGUAUUAUCAAACAGUCGUUGUCCCCCGCCAACAGCGGCAGAUGUCACGGCUGCUGCACCAGCAGUUGCAUGAUCACAACCUGAAACUCCGCAAGGCUGCUGGUCCAGCAGAGGGUGACGAGGACGCUCGUACUGGAAAAGCUCCAAAAUUGAAUCUCAAAGACUCCCCGGACGGAGGGUCGUUGCCAUCUACCAAGCCGGACAAGCAGGCCUACCCUGCUGGGAAGCGCCUAACCCAGGCAGAAGCCACCCGCUCCAUGGAUUACACGGUGGCUAUGCAGGUGAUCCGCCGAGGAGGCCUCAAAAGCGGGCCGCGAAUCGAUCCCAGCGAAGUGGAUGGCCGGGUAGCACAACUGCGAUCUCAAGCCCAAUCCGAGCAUGAUGAAAAGAAGCAGCCAGCCAAGCCCAGAGCAAAAGCAAAGCCCAAAGCCGACGCGAAGGCUGGGAGGUCCGACGGGCCACAAGAGGACAAGGCAGGCCAAGUCGCUUGGAAUGUCCCAGAGGAUUACGCCGUGCCCCUCACCAAGCUUGAAGAAACUUUGGAAGAAGCAGUCCAAGGGCCCGACGCUUCCUGGCUGGCAAUGCCGCCUCAAGAGACCGAAGAAGACCCCUCCCCAGCUCCGCAGGAUCAAAAUCAGGAGGAACUUGCCCGCAUUGAGCGCUGGCAACAGCUUGAACAAUCCGGCGCCCUAGCCCCUCUUGAGGGCGCAUCCGACCACCUCAAGUCUCAUGUCAUCGCACGGGUUUUAGGUGCCCAAGAUGAGGGACAGACACUCGAGCUUCCCGCUUGCCUCGAGUACGCGGCCGAACAAGGGCAUCCUGCUCUAGCUGAGGAAGCCUGCAAAUAUUUGAGCUUGCUGCACCACACUCCCAAGGCCGGGCAUCGGUCCGAUGCCGAGUUCACGGCCCCGUCCUGGGCCAAUGGAAUCGGAGUCGGAAAGCUCGAGCUCGCAGGCGAGUUAGAGGAGUACGGGCCCAUCCCUUUCAGGGAUUACCAGGACAAGCUCCCUGCCCACCUGACCCGUGUGCCUGUCGAAGCAGGCGGAGAUAUUGAGGAGCGGCAGUGCCUCCCCCUCCAUGUUGGGGUUGGAUUGGGCUUGGCCGCUCAGGCUAAAGCUAAGGAGGAGGCUUUGCUUGAGAAAGCGGCGUCGCUUCGACGUGCUUUGUGGGAGGAAGCUGUGCUAGCCCAGUCGCAUUUGGGAGAUGCCCCUUCCUGGAUCACUGAAACUGAGCACUUCUUGCGGCAGAACAUCCAUGACUGUGUUUACCCGCACCAUGAGAAAGAUUACCGGGCUCUGCAGACACUUUCGCAAGACCACCUCGAUGGUUGCACCCUUGUGAUUGUGCGUCUGUCUUAUUUCGGACGGCUGGAAGCAGAUCUUCUGCAUGGGCGCGGUGCCGACCCAGGGAAGCUGGUGUUUGUCACCAUCCAUCGGGGUCAUAUGCGGCUUCUGUUGCCCGAUCAUCCGGAGACCCUUCUUGAGGGUUUUCGUCAACAAGGAAAAAUCUCCCGCGUUCUGCAUGUUGAACCUUGGCCGGAGGCCCUUGAUCGCGCCCGUCUGGAAGACACCCUCGUCCCAGCCAAGCUCCCCACCUGUUCCAGGUGUCAGCAGCAGCAACAACGCCCGUAUCGGGUGGGACAACCACUUCCCAAGCCUCCACCGUCUCUGGAAGAUCGCUUGCCAGAAGAUGAUGUCGGGGUGCCACUCCAUCAUCGCUUGGCCUUUGCAUACGGCCCCGUUGGGCAAGAAGUGUCUGUCGGCCGGAGUGGGUGGACUGAAGGCCUCCAGUACCAGGGCAUCCCCUGUCUCAAUCCCGUCGCAUUGCACGAGUGUCUUCAUGGCCUUGCCACUGCGCUCCCUGGCCCAGAUGUGCCCAACGUCUGGCAAUUUGGUCUCGCUUGCCCUUCUUUCAGUACUGAAUUUCAUAGUGGAACCCGGACCUGGGAGCAUCCGCAGGGGGACAGCACUCAGCUGCCUGAAGAGCAGGACAACGAUGACAUCGCGCUUGUGGCUAGUCUCUGUCAGACACUGCAUGACAAUGGCCGCCUGUUUUGCCUCGCCAACCGUGCCCCCACCGGUCGUUACCCUACACUUUGGGAUUUGCCGUGUGUCCAACACCUUCGAGAAACGACCGGAGCCAAAAUCAUUCCGAUCUCUAUGUGUGCCUGGGGGGUUGGCCCACCUGGUGUUUCACCAGGGCAUCACUCCUGGUGGCUUGUCUCUCGCGAGCUGUACCCUUGGGCCCUGCUGUUUUUGGCUCGCCCCUGCCAUGGGGUCUCUGCGCCUGCCCCCUCGCCCCAAGCCGGUGCCGUAUCGCCUUCGCACGUGGCCCAGUGCUAUGAACCUACCUUUUGCGCUGCGUGGGGGCUCGUGCUCAAAGCAGCCUUUGAAACUUGGAGCUGGCGGCACUAUUUGCGGGAACACAGUGCGUUGAAAGCUUUGGAGCAUUGCUUGCAUCCCCUUGGCGCUUCGCCGGGGCUUCUUGCCUCUGUGCCACCCACUGCCUCCGCACGUCUAUCCGACGCAAAAGAGACGGUUGGGGGACACGGCAGUUCUUCGGAGGGGGAAGGCGGCUUUACAGCUCUCACAACCUAUGAUCACACCUAUGAUCACAAUUCUUCGGUGCCUACAACCAAGGCCGGUCAGGAGGAAAGCCUCGAAAAUUUGGCCACUACCUACUUGAGGAAAUGCAAAGAGCCCUUUUCGGAGGAGGUUGCCAAGGCCGCCGCUAGAGCUGGCAAUAAACUUCUUUUAGCUGCCGGUUCGGUGGCGGAGGCAGCCAGAAAGCUCAAUCAGAUUCGGGUUUGGCAGGAGGGAGAACACCUUGACUCGGCAAAGCACCAACGUCUGAAGGGCCUCUCGUCAAAUCAUGCGGAGUACCUCCGGAGGUGUGUGGUCGAAGGUGUGCCCAGCAGAGCCAGGACGGCCCCCGUCCGAGAGAAAGCAAAGAACCAUGGCUCAGUCCGGGGCUAUGAACAGGAGCUGCUUCAGAAGGCUUGGAAAGAUGCCUCGUACGGGGCGGUCCUGCUGUGCACCACUGAGUCGGGAGACUCUGCCUUGGACACAGCAGUUGAACAGGUACUAGCUCAAGAUGGGGUCGCAGAGAGCCCCUUGGGAAGGGUUCCAAAGCAAAACCCCGAUCGGACGAUUUCAACCGAAGGCCGCCCCAUUAAUGACAUGCGAGCUCGAAAUUCUUCUGGGUCAAAAUAUGACCAUCCCCCAGCGGCUCAGCCAAAGCACCGGGCAGUGGUUCGCCAGAGUCUGUGGUGGAGAGCUCGUCACCCUGGAGUGGCCCAGAAAUGCGCAAAGCGAGAUGUGCCCCGCGCCUUCAAAUGGCAUUUUCUCAGGCCUGAGGACACCCCGGAGUUCAGCACGAAGUUGUUGGGCAUUAUCAUAAUCAGUUUGGUCAUGGUCUUUGGAUGGGUGGGGGCCCCCGGCGAGUUUGUGAUUUGGGCCACUGCCGCUCAGAAGCACCACGGGUCGUUCCGACCCGGAAGUCCAGAAUUCAACGAUGUUGUGCCAUACGCAAGCCGAUGGCUUAUGGACGACGGGGUAGUGGUCGAACCACUGGUGGGGAAUCGCAUCCAUCGCUCCCUUGCAUCAAUGGACCGUGCCAUGGAAGCUGUAUGGGGCCCGGGAGCUAUCAACUUGGACAAGCUGGCAGAGGAGGGGAUGCCAUCCUCCUCCCAGCUUCUGUGGGGUUUGCAUUUGGAUUUUGAUGCGCAGACCGUCACAUUGCCUGAGCCCAAGAGAAUCAAAGCAAAGUAUCUCUUGAGGGAGCCCGAGCUGAGCAGAGGAAACACCCAGGUGCGGGUGAAGCUCCUGCGCGAACUGGCCGGAUCUGCGCAAUAUUGGGCUGUCUCUGCCCCAGAGAUAUCUCCGUACCUACCUGCAUUCUACCGCCUAUUGCAGCAGCACCCUGGAGAGCACGUAUUUGUCCAGCCACGUGGCAGCACGGAAGAAGUCCAAGAAGCAUGGGAAGAACUAUGGGACACCCUGGAUUGGGUCCGCCUUCAGAUGGAAAAGCCUUGGGGUUCUAGCUUCAGAGUUGCAUUUGGUAAGUUGCUUCCCAUUCGGGAAAGGUUGGCCCUGCCCGGAAUGGCCGCUCAUGCCCGCUUCGUUGGAGGAGAUGCCACGCUGGAUAGAUUGGGAGCGGUUGACUGGAAGAGCAAGCGCUACCAUGUAGCUCCUUGCCGGAAGUAUUUGGGGGCUCUUGAAGAGAUCGUCCAUGCCCAGGAUCAUUCUGAAAUCAUCGCGUUACUGGAACUGCUCACCUUUGUGGUACUAGCAGCCUCUCAGAAGGAGGCUUGGGAGGGUCAGAUGAUCCUGUACGUGACCGACAACACCAACGUGCAGUCAUGGUUGAAGUCUCGAAGAGCCCGGAACCGCUAUGUCCGAGCACUCCUCCUGCUGCUCCAGCGGGCCGAAGCUGAGCACAGCUUCACUGUAGAUGGGGUAUAUGUCAGGACCUACCACAACACCCUUAAUGAUUGGCUGACAAGAGGGGAUGAAGUAGAGAUUGAUUGGACCAUGCAGAGGCAAGGGUGGACAAAGUUAGACCUGGUGAACAACUGGGAAGCAUUACUCAGGGACGCUUUGCGGCCAAGCCUGAAACUCCCAGGCGAGAGUGGGGAUACAGCCAGCCUUGCCGUCCAAUUAGCCCAGCCAUCCAACGUGCCCCAGGCCUUGAGGUUGGAAAGUUCUAAAAGGCCUUUCCGGGGAAAACUGCAUCAAGUGAAGUUUCAGCCUUAUCUGGCGUGCUUUGAAAUUGGCUGGACGAGAGGGGGUGGGAAAGUCUCACGUCUAGAGGAAGCUGACUGGGUUGUUUGCACCCUCAGCAACGAUCCCUCUGCCAAAGAAGCAAGCGAGCUCUACAAGCGAAUCCAAGGCGUUGGGACUUCCGUGCCUUCGAUGAUUGUUGAUGCGCCCCAUACGCUGAGCCAAAAGAGCACGGAGAUCCUCACCCGGCUGGGCAGCCUCUACCACAAGCAUGGGCAUAUUACCUGCCAAACAGCACGGUUGGGAAGCUUUUUUGCCCGAAAGAGAAUGGUGUGGCUUUUCGGUGAUGGCUGGGAAAGGAAAGACCGGCUUCUCCAAUGGGCCGUGACAGAGGUCAACGCCUGCUGGAAACUCCCUUUAGAGAGUUUUGACAGGUCGGAGCAUCUUCUGACGCCGCCCCGUUUCGUGUUCACCCGAGAACCCAGCAUCGUGACGACCGGCGACCCGUGGCUGCCCAGACCCUGCGGGCAUAUUGUGGAUCAAAAAACCGGAUUGAAGCAUCUGGUGCACAGCGUCAAAGGGGUGGCUUGUGGCCCACGAAACAGCGGGGAACCACUUCGAAUCCCUGGUGGCACAUUGCUUGAGGAUGGGACGGGUCGAGUUCGCCCCCUCGCACCAAACGAGGUCUGGGAGAUGCAAGGGGGGGCCGCUUCUGAGUGGAAUGUCGCGGGUAAGGAUGAACGGGAAAUGUUGACCUCCGCGGCAGUCAGGGAAUGUGGGUGGCAAUUCGCCCAAUGCCUGCUCCAGGCGGUGACUGACCCUCUUGUUGACAAGGCUGGAGUUCUUGACCCAGACGAAGUCGAAGCCCACGCUCAGCUCGAAAUCUGGCUGAGGGCUUGGGGAAGGAACCCGGCACACCCUGAGAACGAACUUUACCUCACGUCGUGGAAGGAGAAGCCCGCAUUGCCCAUCCCGACGCAUUGCACGGACGUGGAGAAAGCUGGUGCACAAAGACGAGCCUCGAAGAAAAAUGGUGUUGAGCCCACUGAAGGGCUGGUCCAGCCAGCCACAUGCAGAGACCCCAAGGAUCGUUCAGCUACACUGAUCAAACAGGGGACCGCUGCGCUCGAUCAAAUCGGAACCGAAGCCAUCAUGGCAAAGCUUGCUGACUCCACCAAGCGCGUCUACGCAACUGGUUGGAAGCAGUGGGCUAUUUUCAACACCGGAGCUCAAUGCCCCCUUUUCCUUGAUGGAGAAGGGCGAUCCGCCCGAGCUGAAGACGAGCAAAGGCUAAUCCGGUUUGUAGUUUUCCUUCACCAGAUUCUAGGGAAGUCUAUUGGAGGAAUAAGACAACGUUUGUCGGCAAUCCGGUAUGCCCACAUUGUUGCCGGUUUCCCCGACCCCCUUGUAGGAAGACCCAGGCUCUGGGCAGCCGUUGCGGGUCUGCAGCGAUGGGAGGGUUCCCCUCUGAGAAAACUUCCUGUAACCCCGAGUAUGCUUCGCUGGUUAGUUCGAUACUUAAAGGGAACAGGGUUUUCAAUUACCGACCAAAUGAUGGUAAGGGGGGCUCUUUUGACGGGGUGGUUUUUUAUGCUUCGGGCCAGCGAACUUCUCCCCCAAAGUGACGGGUCUGACCCCAUCAACAGGGCACUUCGACCUGCUGAUAUCACCUUUUAUAAAGAUGGGAAAGCAUGUCACGGGAUUCAUGCAAACGAGGUAGUAGUGCAAAUUAGAUCCUCCAAGACUGACCAGUAUGGUCGGGGACAAACAAGAUCCCACCACCGGUCCGGGGGUGACCUGUGUCCUGUUGAGGCUCUGGCGGCCAUGCAAGCUCUUCAACCUCAUCGUUGGAGAAGCCCGCAAGACGAGGCGCCUCUCUUCAGAUAUCAGGAUGGGCGUGGUUUGGACCGGGAGGGGAUCACCCACUUCAUUCGUGUGGCAGCAUUAGCCGCUGGGUUUCCAGCAGAAUUAGCGGGCUCUCACUCUUUGAGAAAAGGGGGUGCAACGGCUUUUUUUGCUACAACUGGAGACUUAGAAAGGUUAAAAAGGUAUGGUGGAUGGUCGUCAGACGCAGUGCAUGCCUACUUAUAUGAGGAUCAUGUUGCCCAGCAAGGUAUAGCAUCCGGCAUGUUAAAAUCACAGGUUAUCACCAUGCCCAAACAAGCUUGCUCCACUUUCAUGGGGGUUCCCUCCAGCCAUGAAGGUGUCAUUCAGGCAGGUCAGGUUGCCAAUGCAUAUCCUGUGUUUUGCGGCACACGUCCUCAUGGUGAGCUUGGUGAUGCGGCUAGCUCGUCUCAGGCUCGAGCUUUUUCAUGGGCGCCAGACCGGCGGGUUUCUUUUGGGACUAUGGCUGGCGCUGAUGCGGCCCCUCUUGACCGCCUGAACGCAACGAAUGCGUUCCUGGCAAACAACCCAGGGCUCGACCUCUAUGCUUUGCUGGGUGUUCCACCCAAUGCGCCCCAGCAGCAAAUUCUUACGGCCUACAGAAAGAAAGCUCGUGAGCUGCACCCCGAUAAAUGGUCGAGGUCCACAGAGUCCCUCCGGGCUCAAAAGGCUGAAGAAUUUAAGAACCUCAGUGCUGCCAAAGAGAUUUUGGUGGAUCCUUUAAUGUCGUUUCACUACCAGAGAUGGCUGGCUCAUCGAAGCCAAAGGGCAAGGCAAGGGGCCGGUCCGGCCUGGAGUGAGGCGCCAAGAGCUGGGUACUACGCCCAAUACGCCAGCACAGCAAGCACACAGCCUCCCCAUCAGAGCUCCGCACGACCUCGGAAGCCACCCCCGCCCCCUCAGCCUGCUCAGCCAAGCUCCGCGCGACCUCGGAAGGCACCCCCGCCUCCUCAACCAGCGAAACCCCGCAAAGCACCUCCAGCCCGCCCACACGCGAACGAGGCAACAGCUGCUGAAUUUGUGGGAGGUGCUCCACCUCCGCCCAAAGAUGGUCCACCUCAGCCUAGGGCUCCCCCCCCAGCACCAAGCGCAUCCAACCGCCCCCCCGCAGCCACCCGGAGGAUGACAAGACAUCCCCAGCCCUAUGAAGGACGAGGUGGGUGGGAGGAUUUACGGUUGCCCAAAUCGGCUCUUGGAGAGGAAUCGCAAGCAGACGUUGACAUGGCCAGGUCUUGGGAAAGGCCAGAUGUAGAUAUGCAUGAUGUUCUGUGGCAAUCCUGGGAGCAACCCAGUGAGGCCAAGUGGGAAGCUGCCCAAGAUCCUCAAGAUGAUGAGUUUGUGUAUGUCGAAGUGGAUGACAGCGCUUCUGAGAUGUCUUGGAGGACUUGGGACUCCGACAACCUAUGGGAUGAGCCGGCUUGGGGAGACGUUCCCCAUGAGAGAAGCGCCGCUGGUGCAGAGGAUCCAGAAGCGUUAGACAAGGCUGCGCAGCUCGUGGCUUUGGAGUUCCUCGCUCUUUUCAACAAAGUGGCGAAAAAGCAGAAGACUUUGGGUGCCCCUCCAACAAUGGAAUUGCCAGAGGCGCUCCGCCAGCAGUAUUUGUCAACCCCAAAUUUGGGGUACGGGGUCCCUUCCGCAGUGAGCCAGUACAUCAGCAGCCAAGGCCACUUGCAGAAACCACCCCCGGCUUCCAAAGGCUUGCCGCACAUGGCAAUGGGUGUUCCACCCAAAGGGGCGCCGCAGAUCUUCGCCCCUCCUCCAAAGAAACCGCCCCCACCAGUGCCGCCAGAGAAAGGUAGCAGCGAGGAGACUGCUUCAGCGAAGUCAAAGCUUGCUCCAGUGGGAGCAGCUUCCGAUUUUUCCACAACCCCUUUUUUUGAGGAGAGUGAGGUGGACUGGGGGGGCGACGAAGAUGAGCGCACGGAGGCCGAGAAAAGGGAGGACGCGGAGAUCCUCCGGAAGACCAAGGAGAGCAUGGAGGCAUUUCUCAAAGCGCCUCCUGCACUCAAGCAGCAGCUCAGGACCAAUGCCUGCAAACAAUGCUGCGAAAGGCUCCGGGCGCUCCGCCUGGGAUUGGAGGUUCGGGACGUCAAACCACAUGAGGGCAAGUAUGAGGCGGAUUUGGCUGCUGGGUUUUCAGUGGCGGAAGCCCGCUACCUCCACAAACAAAGGGAGCGUGCGGCAAGGCACCAAGACCAUCUUUCAAGGAUGCCUGGCGUUUCGCUAGAAGAUCUCCCCAAAUCCUGGCAGUCAGAGCAGGGGCCAGAAAGGACCCUGAAGCCUGGGUUCUUGAAAGAGAGAGAGGAGAAGAAGUCCCGCCGCAGACGGGAGAAGUGGCUGGCAAGAAAACAUGAAGAGUGGCGAUCCGCCGGAAGUCGGAGAUGGGCUCAACCCACGACUCCUGAGAAAGCUGCUCCAUCCACUCCACCGGAUCAGCAGAGCUGGGACGAUGAUUCCUGGGGAAAAUGGGGCCAGGUGCAAGCACCACCGACUCAAGGGCACAGCUGGCGUGAGAAUUCUUGGCAGGAGCACCGAAGCCAAUGGAACUACGGCUGGUCCGACUCGCACUACCAGGGCUGGACCUACUACAGCGACGAACAGUCGCAUCUCCUUCUGACCAUCGCGGCCUCGGGUGACGCAGCGCACGAGGCAGCUCAGCUGGGUCGAAACGUCAGCGAGAUCGGUAAGUCGUUAUCACAUGCUAUGAGCAUCGCGACGAGCAUGUUCCUGGAUCCCACAUGUUCCGAGCCUCAAUUGACGGACUUGGAAUGGUUCCAAGCCCUCACCAAUGCAGAGGAUCAAUUGCUACAGGCGUCCAAGGCCACCACACUAUUCCUUCAGAUUGCCUCAAAUUACAACGUUGCUGAAAGUAAAGUUCAGCUGACCCUGCUGGCGGAUGACGCCACAUUGAGCUUGAGACACCUCUUGGAGGGAAGCAAGGCUACAGGCCUGGUAUCUCCGCCCACUCAAGAGUUGGUCGAUCAGAUUAUUGCUGUGAAGGGCGUCUGGCAGAGCAUGAGGGCGGAAUUCACCAAGGCAAUCUUUGAAACCAGCGUUUCAAUCUCGAGCGUUAGCGAAGUCGCGCGCUUGACGAAGCUCUUCACGGACGGCAUUUCGGAGGCCGUCAGUCUCUACGUGCGAACGGCCAUCAGCGCAGGAACCAGCAUCCCCGCCUAUACUGUUCACCUGGCCAGUAGACAGAGGACAAAGGCGCAGAAUUUGGUCAAGAAGGCGAUCAUGGUGAACUUGGGCUACAGCGUUCAAGAAAACUGGGCGGCUUUCAACGCCACGAAUGACUUGCUGAUGGAAACUCAUUGGACGUUGCUGGAGGGCGCUGCAGCGAAGACACCGUAUCCUGCUGUGAAUGCUACAACUGACCUUUGCAUCAUCCAGCAGAUGUGGACCGCCCUUGGCGUUUACGAUCAGCUACAAGCGGCCGCUGAUAGGGUGCUGAGAGGCGAAAAGUCUUUAGCAAACAUAGCGAUUUACGCGGAGCGGUUCGAUGUAGAGAUGGGUGUGGCAGUUGAAUGGUACAAAAGCCCAGGUUCGGCCACCUGUGACAACUUCGUCCCAACGUUGGAUCAGUGGAAGGGAUUGAUCCUCGAAGUGGCUCGGAUCCGCAGUUUGAGUCAAGAACUCUCCAGUGCCUACCUGCUAGUGGAGCUCAAUAUGUCGACCCCUGAAGCUCUGUUGGAAGGUCGAAGAGCCUUGGACGUCUCGGUAAAGCGUCUACGCUUCGGAUCGCAUGCGCCUGCAGUGCCGGCACCACCGGUGCAGUACGUGUUGGAUCGGCUGGUGGUGGACGUGCUGCCGGCAGUUGAUGCCUUUCAUGACGCCCUGGAGGGGGAAGAUGUGGCGACCAUUUUCAAUCAAAGUUCCGCAGUGCUGCGUCACGUCGAUGAUUUCCUCGAGACCUUCUUCGUGGAAGGGGCAGCGGACGCCGUCGCGGCUCCGAUGUACCGAAUGCAACUGGCCUCCCGACAGAUCAUGUUGGUCCAAUCGAUCUUCCGAGACUACGUGCUACUCUCAGGGAAUGCCACGGCUCAGACUUCCAUGAGCGAGACGAUAGCCAACUUCGAAGCGGUUCAUCGGGCCCUUCGUGAGGGUGGCCGGGGCGUUGCCAAGCUCAGUUUAGUUCGCCAGGACGUCCUGAAGCAAUGGGAUCGCAUCAGUGCUGUUUGGGGAACCUUCCGGCAGCAGGUUUUGGUCAUACCGGGGGCUUUGAGCGAUCGCGUGACAGUGCUUGGCAGCGUGCAAGCGACCUUGAACAGCUUAGUGGCAGAGCUUGAAGUUGGGGUGCAGCUGUUUGGUAUUCAAGAUGAGGAGAUGAAAGGAGAAUACAUAUGGCCAAUCAUUGCUUAUUCUUGCUUCGUGGUGUGCAUGCUCGGGUGCAUCUGCGCAGCAAUUUAUGCCGUCAAGCGCUAUUCCCGGGAGCGGGAAGAAUGGUCAGCGCAUGCCCAUGACAAAGUCUGACAUGCCUAAGAGAUCCUGAACCCAUGGCUGUGUAAAGUUUUUAACUUUCUCGCACCAUGCCUGGAUUCGUCCUUUUUUGAUCAAGUGCCGGGUAGCUUUCACUGGAGCUUGGGUUGGGGCAUGUUGGCUUUCGGGCAGUUGAUGGAG